Molecule: messenger RNA, 2158 nt
Organism: Paramisgurnus dabryanus
Lineage: Eukaryota; Metazoa; Chordata; Actinopteri; Cypriniformes; Cobitidae
Source: RefSeq, a predicted model, not a curated record
GCUCGCGUGUGAUGUGUUUGUUUAUCCUCAGUGUUUUUCUCUCUUGAGUGUUUUAUUGAGUGUAAACAGAGUCUUGUCUCUGUGUAUUUUAGUGUUGAUGAUGAGAUGGAUGUGAUGUGCUGUAAAUCAGGAACUGAUCAGGGCUUACAGGAUGAGGAAUCUACUGAUCAAACCUCCACAGAGUCUCUGGAUUCUGUCUGUAACGCUGGAGAACAACAGCAGAUCCUGCAGACCAAACUCAAGAUGUGUUCAGUCAAACCGAUGGACUGUGGAAACCAAAUGCAGAUGAGAACAGAAGCCACAGCAGAUAAAUAUGAAGACAAACAUAAUGAUGGUCAUGAUUUUAUUCUCUCAGUGUUGAUGAUGGAUGUGAUGUGCUGUAAAUCAGUAGGAACUGAUCUGUCCAUGCUGGAUAUUGAUGAUUUCAUCACAGAAAUCUCUCAGCUGAAGAAAGAGGUGGCGUUACUGGAGACAAAGCUGAGGUUAAGAGGAGAUGAAGUACUGAAGAGAGAGGAUGUGGAUGUGGUUUGUUGUGAAUCUUCCACACAGGACUCCGAGCUCAGUCUGACUUUACUCUGUUAUACUGAGUCAAAGCCCACAGACGCUCAGGACACUACAGUGUGUGACAGUAAUCAGGGCUUACAGGAUGAGGAAUCUACUGAUCAAACCUCCACAGAGUCUCUGGAUUCUGUCUGGAACGCUGGAGAACAGCAGCAGAUCCUGCAGACCAAACUCAAGAUGUGUUCAGUCAAACUCAUCGACUGCAAGAACCUCACGAUGAAGACGAGAAGAGAAACCACAGCAGAGGAAGACCACACUGAGGAAGAUGAAGACAAUCACGAUGAUGAUGAUGAUUUUAUUCCUUCAGAGGAGAACACUGAUUCAUGUUCUGAGGUAGAAACAUCACAAGAACGACUGACAACACAAACUCUUUCCUGCAUCACCUGUGGAAAAACAUUUAGCUCACCGAAACAAUUAAAGAGACAUGAGAGAAAACACACCGAACAGAAACUCUUCAACUGCAAGAAAUGUAAGAUCAGCUUUACUACCAUACAAGAGAAGAGAGGUCAUUAUUCAAAAGUGCACAGAGAGAAGAAAAAACGCACAGGGCAGAAACUCUUCACCUGCAGGAGAUGUAAGAUCAGCUUUACUACAUUACAAGAGAAGAGAGGUCAUUAUACAAAACUGCACACAGUGAAUAAGCAGCAGCCGUUUCACUGUGAACAGUGUGGGAAGAAUUUUUUUACAACAUCAUCUUAUAUUAAACGUCACAUGAGGACACACAGUGAGGAAAAGUCUUUCCACUGCAGUGUGUGUGACAAAUAUUUCAGCACCAAAGGAAAUCUUGUUGCUCAUCUGAUAAUUCACACAGGAGAAAAACCACAUGAGUGUCCUCACUGUGAGAAGAGAUUCAGCCUCAAACCCCAUCUAAAGAAACAUGUGCGUAUGCACACCAAUGAGAGACCGUAUCAGUGCAGUGAAUGUGGAAAAACCUUUAGGAAGUCAUGUUCUUUGAAGUCACACCAAAAAACACACACUGAAGAAAAGGACCAUCAGUGUUCAUACUGUGAUAAACGUUUCACUGAUAAAUCUCGUCUGAUAGUCCACGAGAGAGUUCACACUGGAGAGAAACCUUAUGUAUGUUCCCACUGUGGUAAGACGUUCUCUGAUCCAUCUCAUUUCAGAGUUCAUCAGAGAGUUCACACUGGAGAGAAACCUUAUCACUGUAAUAUUUGUGGGAAGAGUUUUGGGCAACACAAUAAUUUACUACAGCACCAGAAAACUCAUACAGGAGAAAAACCUUACAAAUGCUCUCAUUGUGAAAAGACGUUUGCUCGAUCAGAUGUACUGAAGACCCAUCAGAGAGUUCAUACAGGAGAGAAACCUUACGUCUGUUCGAUCUGUGGAGAGAGAUUCGCUUAUUUAGGAAGUUUUCAGAGUCAUCAGAAGAAACAUACUGAAGAACAAACGACACCGAAAUCUUCAUAGCUUUCCGUGGAAAGUGUUUGUUUUUCUGUUUAUCCAAAUUAGUUCAAUGAUUGGAAGCAAAAACAAAAAAUGUCUUUUAAAUGUCUUUUAAGAAUGAUUUCAAGAAUUUUUCUUUAGCAUUUUUCAUAAACAAUGUGCUGAUUAACAAAUAAAAAUAUAUCUGCAAGUA